Messenger RNA from Lolium rigidum, 724 nucleotides. RefSeq names its product 40S ribosomal protein S19-like. Lineage: Eukaryota; Viridiplantae; Streptophyta; Magnoliopsida; Poales; Poaceae. The coding region runs from base 74 to 526 and encodes 150 amino acids. The transcript has 4 exons. The record is from RefSeq and is a predicted model, not a curated record. Gene Ontology annotation, molecular function: structural constituent of ribosome; RNA binding. Gene Ontology annotation, cellular component: cytosolic small ribosomal subunit; ribosome. Gene Ontology annotation, biological process: translation; ribosomal small subunit assembly.
CGUGAGCAGCCGCAGCGCCCACCCCACUUCCCCCAUCUCCCCUCCCCACAGCUGCGCCGGCGGCGGCUACAGGAUGGCGGAACCGGCGGCUUCCACCGCCUUGACGGUGAAGGACGUCAGCCCCCACGACUUCGUCAAGGCCUACUCCGCCCACCUCAAGCGCUCCGGCAAGAUGGAGCUCCCUGAGUGGGUUGACAUUGUGAAGACUGCGAGGUUCAAGGAGCUCCCUCCUUAUGACGCUGACUGGUACUACAUCAGGGCUGCUUCAAUUGCAAGGAAGAUCUACCUGAGGCAGGGUAUCGGGGUCGGUGGCUUCCAGAAAAUCUAUGGUGGACGACAGAGGAAUGGCUCACGCCCUCCUCACUUCUGCAAGAGCAGCGGUGCCCUCUCCCGCAACAUCCUGCAGCAGCUCAAAAACAUGGGCAUCAUUGACCUUGACCCCAAGGGUGGAAGGCUCAUUACCUCCCAGGGAAGGCGUGAUCUGGACCAAGUGGCUGGACGGGUUGUUGCUGUUGUUGCGGAGUAGUUUCAUCUCUACCAUUCCCCUGCCUGUCAUGUUUGCUGGUUGAGUUGGCCAGAGUUUGUUUGCAGUUUUGAAUUAGGACUUGGUCUGGCAUGUUUAUGAGAUCUUAAAGUUGUAUGCAUCUAGUUAUGGUAUUACUAUAUUUCCUGAACGUCUAAUGCGCAACCAUUACUGUUCUAAAUCAAGUGACUCUUAUGAUUA